UUUGGUGCAUGAGUUAGAUGUAUCAAUUGAAGCAAUGUCUAGGUCCUACAACGAUAUAUGAGCAAAUUAGAGGGUGGAAAACACUUUGAAUACUUUCACGGUUACAUUUGAGUUGCAUCGUUAUUUGAAGCAAAUGGCCAGCUUUGUAAUCUCGGUGUUUGUUUUCUGCCUAUUAGCAACUUCAUUAUCCGAAGCUCUUAAUUUUAAGCUUUAUUCCACAAAGGAGCAACAAAAUUGGAUAAACCAUGGUGGAGACAUAUACAAUAGAAGAUAUGCCAACAAAGAACACAAAAUCAGCCGUGAAACCGUUUCAAGCUUAAGCCUAAAAUGGAAAUUCUACGCAGGAAAAGACAUAACUGCAACCCCAUCAAUCUUUGAUGGAAUUCUCUAUUUCCCAUCAUGGAAUGGUGAAAUCUUUGCAGUAAGAGCAAGUGAUGGAAGCCUUGUUUGGAAGCAAAACUUGCAAGAACUGACAGGGUUAACACCAACAGGGUUGGUUGGUGGUGUUAAUUGGACAGUGGCUAGGGCAACACCAACUAUAGCUGAUGAAUUUGUGAUUGUUGGAAUCUAUGGUCCUGCUGUGGUUAUUGCUCUCAAGAGAUUAACUGGAGAGUUAGUUUGGCAGACAAGGUUGGAUAGUCAUGAUUCAAGUACUUUGACCAUGUCCGGAACUUACUAUAAAGGGGCUUUUUAUGUAGGUACAUCUUCACUGGAAGAACUCACAAGCAUUGAACAAUGUUGCAUUUUCCGGGGAAGCUUUUCAAAAUUAGAUAUUCACACCGGUGCCAUCUUGUGGCAAACCUACAUGCUGCCGGAUAACCAUGGAAAACUAGGAGAGUACGCCGGAGCCGCCGUGUGGGGAAGUAGUCCUUCCAUUGACGAGGCAAGGAACCAUGUUUACAUUGCCACCGGAAACUUGUACUCGGCGCCUUUGCGCGUUGAACAGUGUCAAGAGAAACAGAACAACCUAACUACGACACGGCCAACACACCCGGACGAGUGUGUUGAAGAGGAGAAUCACUCGAAUUCGAUUCUUGCUUUGGGUUUGGACAAUGGUGAUAUCAAGUGGUAUCAUCAAUUGGGAGGGUAUGAUGUAUGGUUCCUUGCGUGCAAUAAUUUAUCUUCAUCUCCUAAUUGUCCACCAGGUCCUAAUCCAGAUGCUGAUUUUUCUGAGGCACCAUUGAUGAUCACCAUUCAUGUAAAGGGAAGAAAGGAAGAUAUUGUUGUUGCUGUGCAAAAGAGUGGUUUUGCUUGGGCUUUGCACCGGGACAACGGCACCAUCAUUUGGUCAACGGUAACAAAUUUAAAAUUAACAUUUUUAUAGAAAAAAAAAUUCUUG
Molecule: messenger RNA, 1339 nt
Organism: Arachis ipaensis
Lineage: Eukaryota; Viridiplantae; Streptophyta; Magnoliopsida; Fabales; Fabaceae
Source: RefSeq, a predicted model, not a curated record